GUUAAUCAUAUUUCUCAAUUACCCUGUAACUUUUUACAAUAUCAUAAAUAAUACAACUCACUUUUAAUUCAGAUCUAAAAUAGUGUUCAAGUUCUAUUAAAAAAAAAAAUAGUGUUCAAGUUCAAGCCAAACAUUUUGAAUACCUGUGAUAGAAUCGGGUACGAGUCAAUUUUGCCCUUCUUAAACUCAAUUUCCAAACCCCAACGUGGUGGAAUGACACAAUUUGAAACCAGAAACCUUUACCAAAUUGAGUAGCGUCAUUUUUUCUGCUCCUCCACUCUUUCCAUCGUUCCGACUCCAUGGAUAUCGUCUUCCAUUUCCCACAGUAGUUCCACCUUCUUCUGGUUCGAAAAUGGCGUUUUUGUCAACAAAUACUUUCUCUCUCCAUUCAUUCACCAACAUCCCCUGCUCCAAAUUAUCGUCCUACAACGUCCGAAUUUCUAAAAAUAGCAAUCCAAAUUCUAUAACAUUCCCCAGAAAUCAAUCACUUACCUCUGCAUGUAUUCCUAAAAACAACUCCCAAACUUCAAACCCCACAAAUUUAAUCCCUCAUUUACUCUCAACCCACAAAAAAAUCCCCAAAAUUUUGACUGAAAAUGCUGUGAAAUUGCUUGUUGGGUCCUUAAUUUUGAUGGGGUCUCUUAGUUUUAGUACACCAGUUAGGGCAGUUCAAGUUCAAAGUGGUGUAAAUUUAGAGGAGGAGAGAGAAACCCAGAAAGAAACUGUUGAAGAUGAAGAAAUGUAUGAGAAGUUAUUGGAGCAAGAACCCAGAAAUGUGGAAAUCUUGAAGGUGGUUGUAAAUUUGAAGAUGAGAAAAGGGAAGACUAAAGAGGCUGUAAAAUAUGUUGAGAGGUUGAUUGAUAUUGAACCUGAACAAGUUGAAUGGAGGCUUUUGCAAGCUCUUUGUUGUGAAAUGAUGGGGCAAUUGAGUACAGCUAAGAGAUUGUUUAAAGAAAUUCUCAAGGAAAGACCACUUUUGCUUAGAGCUUUGCAUGGUUUGGCAAUGGUGAUGCAUAAGAACCAUGAGGAGGCAGCAGUUUUUGAUAUGUUGAACGAAGCUCUUAAACUUGCUGUUUGUAAAAAAAGGGUUGCUGAAGAGAGAAAUAUCAAGAUUUUGAUUGCACAAAUGCAUCUAGUAAAGGGGAAUUUCGAUGAAGCUUUGAAGAAGUACGGAGAUCUAAUUGCUGAAAAUCCUCGAGACUUUCGACCUUACUUGUGCCAGGGAAUAAUUUACAGCUUACUGGACAAAAAGAAGGAAGCUGAUGAACAGUUUGAGAUUUACAGAAAUCUUGUUCCAGAAGAAUUCCCACAAAGAGGAUUCCUUGAAGAUGUUGUAAUGGCAGCAAAAACAGAAUCGAGAGAACAGCUAGAGAAGGAGUUUAAGUCUCAGUUUUCAUAUAAGAGAUAACUAAGUUUUGAAUCUGUGGUCCCUGGCUGAGUUGAUGAACCCCUUUGCUAAGAAGAUCCUGUCUUAGGCAAUUAUGGAGGCUGGAAGCUCUUUAUUUUUCGAGAAAUGACCUGAAAGUCACCAGGAACCACAAGCUAACCUCACUAUCCCUUGCCUACAAUGGCAUUGUGUGUACAUAUAAUUUUCACUUGGUAAACUGAAAGUGUUGUUUGAUGUAUUUAGAAGUGUUUGUUAAACAUGAAGCUCCUUUUUCUGACUGAUAAUCUUGUAGACACUAGCCUGUGCAUGGAUUCUUGCUGCAAAAUGUUAGAAAAUUUUGUUUUAUUAUUCUUGAAAAUGAUAUUUGGUGGUUGAAA
This is a messenger RNA of Chenopodium quinoa (quinoa), 1764 nucleotides long. RefSeq names its product protein SLOW GREEN 1, chloroplastic-like. The coding region runs from base 353 to 1408 and encodes 351 amino acids. The transcript is spliced from 5 exons. Lineage: Eukaryota; Viridiplantae; Streptophyta; Magnoliopsida; Caryophyllales; Amaranthaceae. The record is from RefSeq and is a predicted model, not a curated record. Gene Ontology annotation, molecular function: protein binding.